Neocloeon triangulifer is the source of this 957-nucleotide messenger RNA. RefSeq names its product NADH dehydrogenase [ubiquinone] flavoprotein 2, mitochondrial (gene ND-24). Lineage: Eukaryota; Metazoa; Arthropoda; Insecta; Ephemeroptera; Baetidae. Gene Ontology annotation, biological process: mitochondrial electron transport, NADH to ubiquinone. The record is from RefSeq and is a predicted model, not a curated record. The coding region runs from base 165 to 896 and encodes 243 amino acids. Gene Ontology annotation, molecular function: NADH dehydrogenase activity. The transcript is spliced from 3 exons.
AGAAUGCGGGGACGAGAAGUGUCAAAGCCAAUAUUUGGUCAGCAGUCAGCAGACGGACCGACACCGACACGACCGUGCGUCAUUUUUUGGCGAAACAGCUGCUGCAGAAGGGGGCGUGGCCACUGACCGCACAGCCGACGAAAACACCUCACAUUUCAGCUAAAAUGUUGACGAAUUUGGGACGUACCUUGAGCCAGGGUGUCUGGCGCGGCGCCAGGGCCAUCCAGACCUCGGCAGUGCAGAGGUCAGACAGCCUUUUCGUGCAUCGAGACUCUCCUGAGGACAACCCUGACAUUCCCUUUGAGUUCAACGCGGAAAACAAGAAGAGGGCAGAGGCCAUCAUGGCCAUUUACCCUGAGGGUCACACCAGGGGCGCCAUGAUCCCCUUGCUCGACCUGGCCCAGAGGCAAAACGGAGGCUGGCUGCCCAUUUCGGGCAUGCACCACGUGGCCGAGUUGCUGAAACUGCCCCGCAUGAGGGUCUACGAGGUCGCCACCUUCUACACCAUGUUCAUUAGGAAGCCCAUUGGCAAAUACCACGUCCAGGUGUGCACAACCACUCCAUGCUGGCUGCGAAACUCGACCGAGAUUCUCGAUUGCAUCAAGAGCAAGCUGAACAUCGAAGUGGGCGAAACCACCCCGGACAAGAUGUUCAGCCUUUCGGAGGUCGAAUGCCUCGGCGCUUGCGUGAACGCCCCCAUGAUCCAGGUCAACGACAACUACUAUGAGGAUCUCACAGUCAAGGACACCGAGGAGAUCCUGGAAAAACUCAAAAAGGGCGAGCAGCCCAAGCCGGGGCCCAGGAACGGCAGAUUCGCAGCCGAGCCUUUGGGAAACCUGACCUCCCUCAAGGAGGAGCCCAAAGGCCCAGGAUUUGGCGUCCAAGCUGGUCUUUAGGAAAUUGUUGCUAGUUGUUUGAAUGUAAAUAAAUAAAUUUAAAAAAAACUAAAUGUAAAAA